Molecule: messenger RNA, 6814 nt
Organism: Astyanax mexicanus (Mexican tetra)
Lineage: Eukaryota; Metazoa; Chordata; Actinopteri; Characiformes; Acestrorhamphidae
Gene: fsbp
Product: fibrinogen silencer-binding protein
Exons: 5
Coding region: 581-1696 (371 amino acids)
Source: RefSeq, a predicted model, not a curated record
CCCGGUUACGCAGAUUGCGGCCGCUGCGCAGAGCAGCUCUCUGUUGUUUGAAUUUGGUGCGGGCCGCUCAAACAUAAAGGGGUGGGAGCAACAAAGUAUCAUUUAUAGCGGAGUUCAAUCGUUCCGCGUGCAGAUCCCGGAUGCGUCGACGGACAGCAGGCCCACCGUGUGGAUGUUGCCGUUGUUGACCGAGCAGCCUUACACACACAGAGUCUUAAACUUAUAUUUUUGUUAUUUUCUUAAAAUAUAGUUUAUAUAUUUUGUAGUUUUUUUUCUUUUUCUUUUUUAAGUAUGUCGCAUCAAAUGUGACUUAACGCUUAUCGAAGGGACCAAAUUCACAACAGACCUGUGAUGAAUACAUAACCCCAUAACUUCUGUUAUGUAGCGUUUAUAGCAUAUAGAACAUUUUGUACUUUUGGACGUAAAUGGACGCUUCUGUAUACCAGGUUAGAACUCCAUGAACGAGUCGACUGACCAGCAGCCUUAUUCCUCUGUGUGUGAUCCUUCCUGACUUUAUACCAACAGCAUUCCUCACACACACACACACACACACACACUCUCAUAUUCACACACAUCGCAAAUGAAGAUGCUCACCACCAUGACGUACAGGAUGCCCAACUUCACUCUGGAGCAGAAGCUCUACCUGCUGCAGAAGAUCCACAGCGUGGUGGACGCCGUGCAGGACUUCCGUAAAGACACCAACACCACUGUGUACCGGAACGCUGUGUGGGCCGAACUCGCCCAGGCCUUCAACGAGGCUUUCCCCAACCGGCCGCCCAGCAGCGUGGGCUCCCUCAAAACCCUGUGGAAGAGGCUGAAGGUGGAGUGCCGGGUGGCGCUGCAGAGGCGGCAGGAGCAGCAGGCGUCGGGGAUGCCGCUCACCGCCCUCACACAGGUGCAGAGAGAAGUGAUGGCUCUGGUGCCGAACCUGAUCACUAACCUGGAGGAUGUGGAUGGAGACGGGAGCUACGUCGUCACAAACAGCUCCCCGGGGCCAGGGAUCGGAGGGACCAAUGGGAACGAGCCAGAGGAUCUGGACCAAAAUGAUGUAAUGCAUUAUCAGCAGUUUGAUGAGCUGGAAAGUAAAGAGCUCGUCGCCAUCGAUGUCGGCUUGGCGUCGCCCCCCGAACUCCCACAGAACUCCGGGUCCGGAACAUCGCCUGGCCCCUCCCCCUCCUCCCCGUCACACCCCUACCACGCCCACUCACAUUCCACCUCGUCCUCUAGAGCCGCCGCCCACCGCGCCUCGCUCUUCUACCCUGCCCACUCCCGAUCCGGCUCGGGCCUGGGUUCCUCCGGGCUGAGGGGGUUGAGCUUCGACGCUCCUCGCCGAGGCUCUGCGGCAGCGGCGGCGGCAGCAGCAGCAGCAGUGGCAGCGGCGUCGGCAGCCGCUCCCCCGCCCCCUCACGUGCCGGUCCUGGCGCCGGCGGAGAACUCGUUCGGAUUGGCGGAGGCUCGGGGGCUGGACCCGGCCGGCUGGGAGACGCACCGGCAGGAGGCGCUGGAGAUGGAGCACCAGCAGACCAUGAGCCUCCUGCUGCUGCAGCAGUGCGUCUGGGAGGAGAAGCGCCGCGCCGCCCGGCAGAAAGAGCGAGCGGCUCGCGCCAAGAAGCGCUACUACCAGGCCAAGCUCCGCAAACUCGGCGCGGAGGUGCCCGUCUCCAGCAGCGACAGCGACGACGACGACCACACAUGAUGAUCACAACGACCACGGUGAUGAUGAUGAUGAUGAUACUAAUGGUGAUGAAGCUCACUGAGAGGAACUUUCGGUCGUUUGUGUCGUUUUUUUAAUUUUCCUCUUUUUUUAUAUUUUCCUACGAAAACAGAUGAUUUUAUUUUUGAGUAAUCAUGUUUUGGAGUCCGUUGUGUUUUAGAGUUUGUAAUGUAUGUAAUAUGUAUGUCCUUUCUGUCGUUUCUGUCCUUUCUGUGGAUCAUAUCACUGAAGAUAGACCACUAGACCUGUUCCAAAUGCUCUAAAGCAGGGCCGGGCAAUACCACCAUAUUUCCUAUUGUAUCACGAUUUUUUAAUACGAUUUUUGUAUUAUUGUGAUAAGCGAUAAACGCUUCUCUCAUCAGAUCAUCGAUCGGUUGUAGAAGACUGAGCACGUUUAUAUAUUCACUUCAUCAUCUGAUUACUGCAGAACAUCAGCAGGAUAAGAGCUUUUAAAUUAUCUUUAAAUUAACUUUAACGUGUAAUCAGAUAGUGUAGAAAAAAAAAUCAGAGUUUAGGUAAAACCUGAGCAUCACAUCACUAUAUGUGCUAUGUGGCUUUUUUAUUUUUUUUUUUAAACAGAGCUGCAGUAUGAUCAUACAUCAGAUAGAAGAUGAAGAUUACCGUAUUUUUCGUUCUAUAAGGCGCACCGGAAUAUAAGGCGCAUUUUAAAAGACACUCUAAAGGUUUUUAUUAUAAAUAAGUUAUAACAAAAAAAAAAGACAAGUGCUGGAUGUUAAUCUACACAGAUAUCUCUCCUGGAAACUGUCUAUUUUGGUGAGUAAAGCACUUCUGUUUAUUUACAGUAAGUUUUAGAUUCUGGAAUUUCUCCAGCACUAAGGCUGGAGCAUUAGCAGCUAACCACUAGCAGUUGUUCCAGUUAGCGAGGACGAUAUAAGCAUUAUAUAACUCACAUUAGAGUUCUACAUUUUUACUGUUUUUAUCAAAAGAAAAAUUUACACUGUUCUCAUUUCCCAUUAUAUAUCUACUAGAGACAUUAUAUCUGUCCAGUAUCAUUUAUUUUACUUUAUUCCUGGAUAUAUGGAGAUAUUUGGAGUGUAGCAUUAUUAUUAUUAUUAUCAUGAUAUUCUGGAUUAUUGACUUCUGUUACUGUAAAUCUGAUCAAAUUCUUGUAUUUUUUAAUAUCUCAGUUAUUAGGGGUGUGCCUAAUCAUAUCGUAUGCAAUAGUAAGAGUAUCGUUAUCGCAAAAAUAGCAUAAAAUAUCAUGAUAUUGUUUUAAGGCCAUAUCACCCACCUCUAGUUUUUUUUUUUAUAAUAUCUGAUUGCACUAUAUAAAUAAAUUACUGAUAAACGAAUGACUAAUGGCCAGUAAUCAGAUUAUAAAGUGCUUGUAAACACUCUGUGACCAGCAGCACAUUUAUUACAGAGAGGAAAAUAAUAAAAAAUGCUGAGUUUAAAUAAAUAACUAUUAUUUAAUUAGCGUUUUUAAAGAACAUGAUAAAUGUGUUUAAAUAUCGUGAUACAGUAUUGUACCGUAUGGCCCGGCUCUUCUCUAAAGCCUCCUCUUCUUCUCCGUCGCUCCUCUACCUCAAUAGAUCUUCUUCCAUCUAGGGAAACUCGGGGUCCAACACACGAUACCUUUAAUAUCAGCUGAGAUUAAUGAUCUCAGAGCUCUGGUUGUAUUUAGUUGAUGUGGGUUUUUAAGGGCUGGUGACGGACGGACGCUGAUGCUGCUGAUGGUAAUGUGGAAAGGCCUUGGCGUACUUGUUGCAGAUGUUUGCGUAGCUAAAGCGAAUAACGAGAUGUAAUCGUGAAGAAAACGAACAGACGCAGACGUUGCACAGGGUCGUCUGUGAUUGGUCGAGAGCGUAGAACAACAGGCAAUCGAAGCCGAAGAAAUUAUGCACGCUCAUAAAAUUGCAAAAGAAUUUCAUUUGGCAGGAAGUACGGCGAGGCCUUUUAUUGCGUGCACACCUCCAGCAACAAAACCGAUGUAGCGACCUGCACUCGUGAAACUCAGUGUGAACAGCAGAAACACACUGAAUCUGAUGUUUUCAGUUCUGAUUUGGAUCAAUUAUAUUUUUUGUAUUAAAAUUUAAUACUCGUUUAAUUUGCAAUAACGCAACUCUUGUGUUUUGUAAAGUUUAACGUUACUUUUUGUUAUUCAUUUUAGUGUUUUUGUUUCCCUCCAAAAUCUGAUUUUAAAGGGAAAUAAAACACUGAAAUGAUUAUUAAAAUAAUCAGCAGAUUCUGAGCAAGUUAACGUGCACCAGUUUACUGUUUUGUUUUUCUUUCUUCAAAUGAUAUAAAUAAGGUCAGGGUUGUAUUAGGGAUGCACCGAUGUGGGAAUUCUGAGCCGAUAUAUAUCCAAUAUAUUACACAUACUGUAGCUGCUAAAUUCUGAUAUUACAUAUUUAUAACUUUAAAGAAAGACCACACACCCUGGUAGAAUUAUAUAUUAUAUAAUUAUAUACUUUCAAAACGAAUAAAAUAAAUUAAAUGCUUAAAUCUAUAGAUUUUAAAGUAGUACGACCACCAUUACUUGGCCCCAUUCCAGCAUAUUAAAUAAAUCAGCAAAUAUCGGUUUGAAAAAUUGGUUAAAUUGGCUGAUGCCUGGGUUUCCGAAUGGUCCAGCGAAUUAAGGCUCUGUCACUAUGGUCAGGAGAUUGCUAGUUUAAAUCCCGGUCAUGCAGCUUGCUCUCUCUGGGUGGGUACAGUACAGUAGAUGGCGCUCUUUCCCCUCAUCUUUCCUAGGGUGAUGUGGAUCAGCACAAGGCUGUGUCUGUGAGCUGAUGUAUCAGAACAGAGCUGUGAUGCUACUCGGCCAUGCUACAGCAUCAGCAGCAGCUCAAAAAGAGGCGGAGUCUGACUUCACAUGUGUCGGAGGAGGCGUGUGCUGGUCUUCUUAACCCUCCUGGUUGGAGCAUCACUAGUGAUGGGGGGGAGUCCUAAUGAGUGGGUUGGGUAAUUGGCUGUGGUAAUUGGGGAAAAAUGGGAAAAAUAAAAAGGAAUUGGCUGAUGCUGAUAUAAUUCCUUUAUUAUCGUGCAUCCCUAGUAACCUAGUAUUAAUCCCUUAUAAUCACAUUUUUUCCACCAAAUGUAUACAAACUUUUUCUUUUAUUAUCAGCCGAUACCGAUAUAAUUACUCUAUCAUUGGGCAUCUCUAGUUUGUAAUCGUUAGGUGGAAUAAAAAGCCUAGAUACAUAUAUACAUAUAUAUAUAUAUAAAUGGAAUUCAAUGAAUUUAGCAACUGGAAUUAUUUGGUUUAAUAAGGCAAAACCAAAAAAAGAUCACCAGUUUUGGCAUUAGAACUGUUAAAAAUUACAAAUAUCCAGUAUACAUUUAGAAAUUGUAGUUCUGUAAAUGCUUUUUCUUUAAAAAUCAAGACUAAAAGACAUUUAGGCUGUUUUAAUUUGCGUAUAUAAUUCAAUUAGUGUGAAAAUCUAUGUUUAGUUUUUCUUAUUUGGCUUUUGGACAAUUCGUUUUUUUGUUUUUCUUCAGUUUCAGCCAAAAAUUGAGAGCGUAAUUCAGUUUAACAUGCAGUUUUUGCAGGUUUUAUUGUUGAGGUGUGCACGCAGAGUUACACAACAGCUACGGUUCCGUCGUAACUUUAAAAUAAAAGGUUAUUUGUACACUACAGACUGUGAUAAACUGUGAUGAUCUCACUUUUAGUGCUUUUUUUAUUUGUUUUAUUUUUAUUUUUUUAACGAGAGGGCGAGAAGAUGAGAGGAGAGGACUGUAAUUUAGAGCUUUGUAAUGGGAAUUGGAGUAGAUUGUAAUUCAGCCUAUAGUUAUUCUUUCUCAGGUAUGUCUGGCUGGACAGUGGGCUGCUGGAAACGGGACUUUUCAGCCCAAACCGUUGCUGUGAUCUGAGAUUGUUGAACUUUUGGACUUUAAAGAUCAGGAGAUCGUCUGUCCGUCGGUCUGUCCAGCUCCGAACAGAACAGCAAACUCGCCACCAGGCCUGUCACGAUCAAUACGCUAAUAUUUUAUGAUUUAUCCUUCAAAAAAUAAGCAAGAUAAAUGAUAUUACUGUCAUUUUAAGAUCUGUAUCAGUAUUAGCAUUAGCCACUGAUAUACUGUACACUGAUCAAGCAUAACAUUAUGACCGUAUGAGUGGAUCAGAUACUGCAGCAGUGCUGCUGGAGGUUUUAAACACUGUGUUUAAUCAUCUCUCACUGUUCUCCACUCUCUCUUACACACUCCUACCUACAGCUCAAACACCCUGCAGAUAAAAUAAAGUCUGGAAGAUUUUCACGAUUUUUAAUCGAAUUAAUGCUUUUUUUAAAAAUAGAGUAAUUGCGCCAUUUUAUCCUGUGGAAUAAAGCAUAUAUUUAGCUAGAAAUAAAUUCUACCAUUUCUAAAAACUGAAAACAAUACUCGCUUCUGUGACUCGUUUAGUGACAUUAUUUCUCAAUUUUCAAUCACAUUUUUCUUUUUGUUUUUACAGGUAAACCUAGUUUUUUAACCAUUUCCUUGUCAUUUGUAGUUUGAUUUUUAGUAGUGGGAAUUUGUUUUUAAUUAUAAUCGAAAAUCUGAUUUUUUUGUGUGAAAAAAAUAGUUUUUUAGGUCGUGAUCGCCCAGCAGUGUUACUGAGGUGUUUAAAAACUCCAGCAGCACUGCUGUAUCUGAUCCACUUACUGUACCAGCUCAACACACACUAACACCUCAUACACCACCACCAUGCUAAUCAUUGCACUACACACACACACACACAACUACAGAGUGAACAUGGGUGGUCAUAAUGUUAUGCUGAUUAGUGUAUAGUAAUGUAUCCACUCCUAAUUUUAGUGUACAUUAUUGGGAAAGGUUAACAUAAUGGGUAAUAUCAAUAUUUGCAAAAAACUCACUAAUAUUGAGGUUGUAUCUAUUGUGUAUUGAUUGUAUCGUACGAUAAAUCGAUAGCGUAAUUAUCGUGACAGGCCUGCCUUCCACCAUCUGAAAUUAUUAAAAAGUCUUUCAGGUAAAAACAAACAAAACUCACAAACAAAACUGUUAGCAAUAACCUUUUUUAAUGUCCAACAUUUCUCUUGUACGGUUUCUGUGGUAACCAAUUAUGGGCAGCUUUUUCUCCCCAGGACCCCCCAUGUAAACGGGAUAGCAGAUAGCAGACAUCCCAUAAUAAAACACUUUAACCAGUGA